This is a messenger RNA of Prunus mume (Japanese apricot), 3331 nucleotides long. NCBI's taxonomy places the organism in Eukaryota, Viridiplantae, Streptophyta, Magnoliopsida, Rosales, Rosaceae. The record is from RefSeq and is a predicted model, not a curated record.
AUCAAUCAAUCUAAAAACUGGAUCUGGUUUACUUGUUUUCGUUUUGGCGAAAAGAGAGUAAGCAGUAGAGAGAAUGGCUGAGGCAGUUGUUUCCGUCGUGCUCGAAAGUGUCAGAGACUUCACCAUUCAGGAAGCCAAGUUCUUGUCUGGAGUCAGCCGUCAAGUUGAAGCUGCACAAACUGAGCUAGAAUUCAUGCAGGGAUUCCUCAAAGAUGCAGAUGCAAGACAAGGACAAGAUACAAGAGUCCAGAUUUGUGUUGCCAAAAUUAGAGAUGCGGCUUAUGAUUUGGAAGAUAUUAUUGAAACUUAUGGCUUGAAAGUGGAUUCCAAGAAGAAGAAAAGAGGCCUCAAGAAUGUUCUCAAAAGAUUUGCCUGCAUCUUCAAGGAAGGGGUUGAUGUUCACAUGAUUGCGGCAGAAAUUGAGAAUAUCACUACCAAAAUUUCGGUGUUGAGAUCGAAUUUGCAGAGUUAUAACAUAAAGGAAAUAAGGGACAGGGACAGCGGUGGUGGUGAAUCUUCCUUGCAAUUGCAUGAGAGGCUAAGGAGAAGUUAUUCUCAUGUUGUUGAACGUGAUGUUGUUGGGUUAGAGUCCAACGUUGAAGAAUUGGUAAUGCAUGUAUUGAAGGAUAAAAAUGGUCAUCAAGUUGUAUCUAUUUGGGGGAUGGGCGGUUUAGGGAAGACCACCCUUGCAAGACAGCUUUAUCAUCACAAAAAAGUAAGGCAGCGUUUUCAUAGUUUUGCUUGGGUCUGUGUAUCUCAAUGGUGUCAAGUCAGAAAUGUUUGGGAAAGAAUUUUAAUUGAACUCACUUCUGCUACCAAGGAACCAAAACAAGAAAUUAAGGACAUGACAGAUGAUGAAAUAGCAAAGAAGCUUUUUUGUGUCAUGGAAGAAAUGAGAUGUUUGGUGAUUCUUGAUGACAUUUGGAGUAUCGAGACAUGGAAUCUUUUGAAGGUUGCAUUUCCAAACGUGGAAACAGAGAGCACAAUACUGCUUACUACACGGAAUCAAGCAGUAGCUUCGCUCCCAAAUAGAAAUGCUUAUAUCCACCAACCCCAGCCACUCAAUGAGAAUGAGAGUUGGGAACUACUUGAGAAGAAAGCAAUACCUGCAAGGGCUGAAAUCGGUAUUUUCUCACCCUUGAUAUUUUCUUUUCCAGGUCCUUGGUUAUAUAGCAAGCCACAUAGAAACCAUUACAUUGCAUAUGACACAAUUUAUGACAAUGCUAGCUAUUUCAAAAUUUUGACCCAACCUUCUCUUCAAUCCAACGAUAUCCCAUUUGUUUUCUGUGUUGGUGCAUACUUAGGAAUGUACGCAAAGAAGAAAGACUUAGGAAUGAAGAUGCUUCAACAUUGUAAAGGUUUGCCAUUAGCCAUCAUUGUGCUUGCUGGAGUUCUAUCCAGAAAAAACUCCAUUAGAGAAUGGGUGAGAGUGUAUGAGAAUGUUCGUGAAUACAUAAAUAGAGGCAUUGGACAUGAAGAAGAAUACGAAGGUGUAUCACGAGUGUUGGCAUUGAGUUAUGAUGACCUACCGUAUUACUUAAAACCAUGUUUUUUAUAUUUAAGUUAUUAUCCUGAAGAUUGUAUUAUUUCGGUAAGCACAUUGACUAAGUUAUGGGUGGCAGAAGGUCUUAUCUUCUUAAGACAACAAGGUCAUGGUUCGGAGAAAACAAUGGAGGAUAUAGCACGUGAUUGCUUAAGUGAGUUAGUGGAAAGGUGUUUGGUUCAAGUGGGAACAAGUGGUUCAACUGGGACAAUUAAAGAUUGUCGAAUCCAUGAUCUUAUACGAGACAUGUGUUUGUUAAAGGCAAAAGAUGAAAGCUUUCUCCAAAUUAACUAUUCUUUGCAAGAAAAUACUUCUUCUGUGACAGCCCAGGCAUCACAAUUGGGAAAAAUUCGAAGACUUGCAAUUUAUGUGGAUGAGAAGGCAGAUAGGUUGGUUUCUUCAAGAGAUGAAACAAAUGGGCAUGUAAGGUCUCUAUUAUUCUUUGGCCUAAGAGAAUGGAGGCCAAAAAGUGAAAAAGGAUUACUAUCUCCGUUGAAGGAUUUCAAAGUGCUUAGAGUUUUGAAGGUUGAAGGUCUUCGGGCAAGAAGAGUAGAGUUGCCAAGUGAAAUUGGAAAUAUGGUACACUUAAGGUUUCUAAGUGUGAGAAGGAGCGAAAUAAAAACGUGUCCACCAUCCCUAGGUAAUUUAGUAUGCUUGCAAACUCUUGAUUUUCGUGUUUCAAGUUAUAUUGACAUGGUCAUCCCAAAUGUGAUAAAGAAGAUGAAACAAUUAAGACAUUUAUAUUUACCUUGGAAUUACAGAGUAAAGGGUAAGCUGGAGCUGUCUACUCUUGGCCAUCUACAGACCUUACAUAACCUUUCAAGUGAGUAUUGUGAUUUGAAAGAUGUUGGUAGAUUAACCAAUCUUAGAAAACUGAAACUAAGAGUGUUAGGCUCUUUGCAAAAUCUAGAGGAAAUCUUAAAAUCUACAGGCAGCACACUUAACCGUAUCCGGUCUCUCAUUAUGAAAAAUGACACGAAUAGCGGUGAAGAGCAAGCUAUGCAAAUAGUAUCAAGCUGUCAGGGUAUAUACAAAUUGACGUUGGAUGGGCCAAUCGCAGAAUUACCGAAAGAGCUACACAACUAUCCAAACCUCACCAAGUUAGUAUUAUGGAGUUGUGGUCUCAAAGAGGACCAAAUGGGAAUACUAGAGAAGCUGCCAAACCUAACAAAUUUGAAGCUUUUUGAAAAACCUUUCGAGGAGAAUACCAAGAUACUAGUUUUCUCCAGAGGAGGAUUUCCUUCUCUUGAAUUUCUUCAUGUUUCUAGAAUGGACCAAAUAACAGAGCUGAGGGUAGAGAAAGGAGCCAUGCCUCGUCUCUGUCAAUUGUGCAUCCAAUUUUGCUCGGGAUUGACUACACUUCCAGAUGGGCUGAGAUAUCUUAUUUAUCUCAAGGAAUUAACCAUCAGAUGGAUGUGUAGAGAACUCCACCGUCGGAUUGAGGAAGAUGGAGAGGAUUUCUAUAAAAUUCAACAUGUACCUUCCCUUGUAAUUGGAGAACCACUCGAUUAACCAUCGAUGCAAUGAUAGCAAGGUAAUUUCUUUAUUUUAAUGAAUGAUUUUGUAAGUUUGCCAUUGGCCCCCAAGAUAGGACAUGUAAAAGUACUCAGAUAUUUCCCCAGGCAGUGUUUUUAAUGCUGCCCUCCCUGCACUACGAAACGUCUGCACCCCACCCAAGGAAUUAGCAACAAACUCAGACCUAAAGUUUAAAAUACCUGUCCCUUGACUGAACCACUCUAAUCAGCAAAUUUAAAUCUCUAUUAGUUUUUUACCCUGAAUAAUCUUCAA